Messenger RNA from Planococcus citri (citrus mealybug), 2458 nucleotides. RefSeq lists its product as uncharacterized. The transcript has 4 exons. The record is from RefSeq and is a predicted model, not a curated record. Bases 594 to 2279 code for a protein of 561 amino acids. NCBI's taxonomy places the organism in Eukaryota, Metazoa, Arthropoda, Insecta, Hemiptera, Pseudococcidae.
UUCGAUGUGAAUUCGUCGUAUCUCCCUGAGCUCAUCCAAGGAAUAGACUAUACCUAGCCUAUUACGUCAGGUGGUAAUCUUGCAAACGGUCGUUUUUAGUUGAAUUCGUUGUGGUCAUUCUUUUUUUCCAGUCUUCGAGUUUAUUUGAUACGAUAACGAAGCGCAAAAAUGAAUUUAUUCGGUAUACGAGUACCUACCUAGUUUAAUUGCAAAUCGUUGUAAUUGUAAUGCGUAUGUAAUCUCGAACAUAUUACAGUUUAUUAUUAUUUGAACUGGACGUGUCGACUGUGUGGUUUUUUUUUUUUUUUUUGUUUGUUCGCCAUAAGAGUACGUAUAGGUACUCAGGAAUCGGUCGCGAUAACAGGUUUGUGUUUAUUUUAGCGUUGUAUCGUCAAAUACUCGAAUAUAUACCGGUGUAAAUUUUAUUCAAUGAGGUGUUGCAGUUUUAGUGUAGGUUUAGAAAGUACCAAAGUCGAACGCGGGUUGUUCCAGUGCGAUAAAAAUUCGUCUUCGCAAAUUUAAUCCUAGUUAAAUGUUUGAAAACGAUACGAUGUUAGUGAUCGUGUACUUUGACCCGUUCACAACAAAACGAGAUGAAAAUCGAAUUUAAAUACUUGGUGUUGUGUUUGGCAGCGGUCAGCGGAAUCAAGAAUGGUAAAGAACAAGGCAGCGUACAGGAUUUCAUAGGGAAUUUCACGUCGCUGCUCAACGAAGGCAACGCGUACCUCGCCAAUUUCCCAUCAUCCAGAGAAAAGAAUCUAAAUGACGAUUACCUCAACACAAUCAAACAGCAUUUUUCGAAUUUACAACAAAAUGGUGGCUCGCCCCUCAGACCGAAUAAUUAUCCCCCGGGUUCUGGCCUUCCAGGACCACAGUUGCCUUCGGGUCCUGAUUCGGGAAGACCAUUUCCAGGACCUGUGAGACCACCAUUUGGUUCUCAAGGGCCUUCACCUCAGCCUGGGCAAGGUUACCCUGAUCAAGGAGGAUAUCCACCGGGAGGAGGGUAUCCUCAAGGAGGAGGAUUCCCGCAAGGUGGAGGAUUUCCGCAAGGAGGAGGAUUUCCACAAGGAGGAGGAUUUCCGCAAGGAGGAGGAUUCCCACAAGGAGGAGGAUAUCCACCAGGAUCAGGAAAUGGAUUUCCUCAAGGAGGAGGAUUUCCACCGGGACCAGGAGGUGGAUUUCCUCAAGGAGGAGGAUUCCCACCAGGACCAGGAGGCGGAUUUCCUCAAGGAGGAGGAUUCCCACCAGGACCAGGAGGUGGAUUUCCACCACCAGGACCAGGAGGCCGCCCUUAUCCACCGGCAUAUCGACCACCGUUCGGAUCAUAUGGGUAUCCGCCUAAUUCCUUCAUCGGAGCUUUAGAAUCUAUUUCCAGAUACGAUGAUUUGCGAUGUGUGCCGAGACUUUUAUGCGAGGUGACUGCUAGUCGUAGACCAGAUGGAUAUCCCAAGGAACCGGGGCAGUUACCGUUCGUUUCGAGAGAAGUUCUCAUCACAUUACUCACGGUGCUGAAUUUCGUCGAUGAUUCUCCACUUCUCUCGUUCGCCAGAGCAGCCCUGCUCGGAUACUCGUCCAGAGGAGACCUCAGAUCAUGUAUAACAGCAUAUCCAACCUGUCCUCGAGAUCCAGACCAACUCGUCAACUACCUGAACAACCAUAACGGCGGAUUCUUCCGUUUCUUCAACCAGCAACUGUACCAGCAACCUCAAUACGUUCCUCAAUAUCUCCAGCUGACCGAUGCCAAUAAAUCCAUACAACCUAAACAAGACGACACCGUUAAUACAAAUAGUAAAAUCUACAAAGUGAAAACAGUAAAUUACCAGCCUACUUCGGGGUUCACCUCGCGUAUUUUAAAUAAUCCCAUUAAUAUCGAGGAAGUUUCCACCACUACGACUCCAACAUAUCCGACCAGGUAUCCAAAAACAGACAGUUUUGCACCAGGGUAUACGAGAAGACAUCCGAAAACAGUUUUAUUCCAGGAUGAAUCUGCUACGUCGUCGUCUUCGUCGAGUGCAGCCGCUGAAAGUGAUAAUUUCAUUUUACCUGUGAGGACUGGUAAACGAUUUUUAUUCCCUGAUCGAGCCGAUAAGUCGAUUAAAUCGACAGGGAUGAUAUUUCCAGAUAGAACUGGUACUGGGAAUUUAAUCUUGAGUUCGGAUUCUCAAGGUAAUUAUAAAGUCGUGUUUGCUCCAGAAAGUAUUAAUAAUAAUAAUCGUAAAGGUAAAGUUAAAUUUUUAUUAGAUAACGAACGUAUGAUGAAGUUUCCUGAAGACGAAUAAACUGCCAAAUACCUUAAACUAUUUUUUCCCUGUACUUUCUAUUUUUUUAAAAAUGAAAAUUUGUUAUAUUUAUCUAACUUAAAUUAUUGAAAAAAUGGUUUUGAUAACUAGAUAUAGUAUCUGUAUGAAAAACGAUGUGCUGUGUUAAAAUAAUCAAAAUAUACAUUAUUUUUUACAUA